Syzygium oleosum is the source of this 1356-nucleotide messenger RNA. RefSeq names its product auxin efflux carrier component 5. The transcript is spliced from 5 exons. NCBI's taxonomy places the organism in Eukaryota, Viridiplantae, Streptophyta, Magnoliopsida, Myrtales, Myrtaceae. The record is from RefSeq and is a predicted model, not a curated record. Gene Ontology annotation, biological process: auxin polar transport; auxin export across the plasma membrane. Gene Ontology annotation, cellular component: plasma membrane; endoplasmic reticulum. Gene Ontology annotation, molecular function: auxin efflux transmembrane transporter activity. The coding region runs from base 139 to 1209 and encodes 356 amino acids.
GAAGUCACCUUACCAUAGAAGCCCCUCUUUCGAACUAUACAUCCUAUAAGUAGUCUUGGAAAACUGAACUAAGCACUCUAGAUGUGAGGCCACAUUAGCUGCUGCAAUUAUCAGCUGAGCUCUCUAUAGAGAGGAACCAUGAUUGGAUUGGAAGAUGUAUACAAGGUGCUCACAGCCAUGGUGCCUCUCUACGUAGCCCUGAUGCUCGGGUACGGCUCCGUGAGGUGGUGGCGCAUGUUCACGUCCGAGCAGUGCGACGGCAUAAACCGCAUGGUCUGCUACUUCAUCAUCCCUCUUUUCGGCUUCGAGUUCACGGCCGCGCACGCCAAUCUGUUCGAGAUGAAUUACUCCGUCAUAGCGGCAGAUGUCAUCUCGAAGUCCCUCGCUGUCCUGAUGCUUGCCUUGUGUGCCAAGUGCAGCAGCAAAGUGGACUAUAGCUGGUGCAUCACCACCUUUUCCUUGCUCACUUUGACUAAUCUCCUAGUUGUCGGGUUACCACUACUGAGAGCAAUGUAUGGUCAAGUGGGUGUGGAUCUUCUUGUUCAAUUAAUGGUUGUGCAGGCCAUUCUGUGGUUUCCACUUCUGUUGUGUUUUCUCGAGUUCCGGAAGAUGGAGAUGGACUUUUCUCCAACGAGCGCGACGACUGAUGAAUCGGUGCCGAGCGAGAAAGAUAUGGAGGGAACGGCCGAGGCUGUGAGGACCAAUAACACAAGACCAAGAUUGUGGACCGCCAUGAAAAUUGUGGGUCUGAAACUGGCUUUUAAUCCUAACAUCUACGCUUGCGUCCUCGGCGUUGCUUGGGCAGUAAUAGCACACAGGUUCAAAGUGAAAAUGCCAGGCAUCGUCAAAGAAUCCAUACAGAUUCUAUCAAGAGCUGGGUUAGGAACUGCUAUGUUCAACAUUGGUAUAUUCAUCGCAAUGCAGAGAAAGGUGAUAGCUUGUGGCAUGAAAAUGGCAUGUUUGGGAAUGGUCUUGAGGUUUAUUGCUGGACCAGCUCUAAUGACUGUGAGUUCCCUUGUCAUGGGACUGCGCGGCGAUGUUCUCAGAAUCGCUAUCAUGCAGGCGGCACUGCCACAGGCGAUUACAACUUUCAUCUUCGCGAAAGAGUACGGCUUACAUGCGAGCGUUCUCAGCACCGCGGUGGUGUUUGGCACAUUGGCAUCCCUUCCACUGCUGAUAGCCUAUUAUGCUGCUUUAGAGGUUAUAUAAAAGCUGACCAACGUCCAAAUAUUAGGGAAGAAGCAUUUGAAGAGACGAAAUGGAGGAUCAAUGCAAGAGCAAUGAGAAAAUUUGUGGCGAUUAACUCGUGAAUUAUGAAACGUCACAAAUUCCUUAAUGGUGAUUUUUAUGCCCAAA